Capsicum annuum is the source of this 1370-nucleotide messenger RNA. Its product is annotated as mitochondrial acidic protein MAM33. Lineage: Eukaryota; Viridiplantae; Streptophyta; Magnoliopsida; Solanales; Solanaceae. The record is from RefSeq and is a predicted model, not a curated record. Gene Ontology annotation, cellular component: mitochondrial matrix. The transcript has 3 exons. Bases 429 to 1100 code for a protein of 223 amino acids.
ACGGGAAGAAUUGGGGGAGAAGGAUUUAUCUACCGGAUAAUUAUGUAUAAAGUUACUAAGGCAGCCAUAUAUAGAAGACUAGGACGGCAACUGAAAUUGCUUCAAAUUAAAUAUUUCACGUGACAAUAUAUCAUAUGCUAAUACACAAAUAUAUAGGAGAUUCUAAAAUUAACAGGUACUCCUAUAUUGUAAUAAAAUGUACCCAAAAAAUAAAAAAGAGUUGACUAAAAUUUUUCACCAAAUACUUCAUUUCAUUUUACUAUUUCUUUGAUAAAAACUUUAAUCAAAAGAAAUAUUUUAUUAAACUAACCCUAUCAAUUCCUUUUUACUACUACUACUAGUGUUGUUCAAACGAAGAAGCUAGUCCAAGUCCUGAAAAGAAAACGCGGAGAGUAAGAGAGAAGGUUUUUUUCGAGAGAGGGAAAAAAAUGCUACGGAAGGUUGUAGCAUGCGCCGGAAGCGCAGUGCAGCAGCAACAACAGCCAUGGCGCACAAUAGCAUGGCGGCGUUCAUCUAGUGUUUCAUCAGCGGUGAACAGUAUAAUCCUCCGGUCCCUUAAAGAUCAUUAUCUUGAAGUCUCCAAAAUGACCCCUCCUCCGAAAGUUAGCCCUCCUGCUCCAUUCACUGUGGUCAAGGGGGCACUUGAUCAUGGUGGUCCUGUUCUAAGACGAACCCAUGGAACUGAGGAAAUCGGUAUCUCCGUCAUGCGGUUGGCCAACAUUAUUCCUGGAGGAGGUGGAGAUGAGGAGGAGGAUGGUAUCAAUCAGCUUUUUCUACAUGUUGACAUUUCAAAGCCAGGACAGAAGAAAUCUCUGCAUUUUCUUUGCGGGCUAUAUCCAGAUGCUUUGGGAAUACACUCAGUCUCAUUGAGACCAAAGGCUGAGUCUAGUGGGUUACUUGGUGUUCCAACCAAUUAUGGUGGCCCAGUUUUUCAAGAUAUUGAUGAGAAAAUCAGAGAUGCACUGCACAGCUUCAUUGAAGAGCGCGGAAUUAAUGAAAGCCUCUUCCCAUUUCUACAAGCUUGGCUCUAUGUGAAGGACCAUCGGAAUCUUAUGCGUUGGUUUAAAACAGUUGGUGUGCUCAUUAAUGACAGCAAAUAAGGAGCUUCUCAUGCAUAACCAUUCAUUUAAUGGGUCUUUGAAGUGCUUGUGUACCAUAGGAAAAAUGCUAGACUUCUAUAAAUUGUCAGAGUUAAUGGAAGGUAAAAAAUUCAGGUUAAACAGAAUGAGCAUGCCUGCUAGGUCUCAGUGAAUGUAUAGUUUGCUUGUGAGCUAUGACAACUUUCAAUUGUCUUAAUUGCGGGAUAUCAUUGAGACACAGAUCCUUUUGUUGUUUUGAGAGAACAAGGUCAUUUCUCCUUUUAUUUCCAA